AUGGGACGAAGAGCGCAUGGAAGGGGCCAACAUGAGUUUCAGGAGCUGCUAGCGGCACAAGGCAAUGAGAAACUGUUGGCGGAGGCUCCAGCAGGAAACGCCAGGGCUUUUGACGAAACACAAUUUGUUGGAAUAUCUGCACCUGCGACUACGCAUCUACCUGGUGUAUCCGAACUCGGGAACGAUGAAGCAUCAGAGCAAUUGGAUGUGAAUUGUGCCAGCUGUCGGGGCGACUAUUGGCAGAUUGCUACACCUGGCCCAGCAUACUUAUUCUGGUGGUAUGCCUGUACUGCUGCGAUGUCCAGCCGUUUUGGACAGUAG
Messenger RNA from Pochonia chlamydosporia 170, 321 nucleotides. RefSeq lists its product as hypothetical. Lineage: Eukaryota; Fungi; Ascomycota; Sordariomycetes; Hypocreales; Clavicipitaceae. The record is from RefSeq and is a predicted model, not a curated record. The transcript has a single exon. Bases 1 to 321 code for a protein of 106 amino acids.